AUGCGUACCGAGCUUUUCUCCAUCAUUGCCGCGGCACUCCUCGCCGCCACCUUCAUCACCGCUGCCCCACUACUAAAUACUCGCAUCACGGCCAAGCUCAACACAGAACCCGGCCUCUAUCCGGAUGCUGCUGGAGGCUUCGACUACAAGGGAGAUGCAGAUCUCAAGCAGGUCGGCAAGAGAGCCAAUCCUGCCUCUCCGAAGCCGAACGAGCAGGUAUUUCAUAGCCAUAAAACCACCCCUUUCUCCUCUCAUGCACAUCCUGACACAUCAUCCCAGUCCUGCGUAGCCGAAGACAGAGCCGACGGUGAAACCACGUACAAAAUCGACAUCGGCGUCAAUCCAGAUCCCGGCACACGCUGCACGGAGGUCGUGAGUGGCAUGUACAAGGCCUUACCAGCCAAGCAAUGGACCGGCUCCUACACGUGCGUGAAAGGAGAGCAGAGCAUCGCUGCGGACUUCCACAACACGAGAUUGCAGUUCGUCAUCGAGACGCAAGGGCAUGGCGGUAUCAUCAAUUCCGUGUUGCAUGGUAUCUACCCGGAGGUCAACGGGUUCAACUGUCCCGACUAUUGA
Molecule: messenger RNA, 576 nt
Organism: Recurvomyces mirabilis
Lineage: Eukaryota; Fungi; Ascomycota; Dothideomycetes; Mycosphaerellales; Teratosphaeriaceae
Exons: 3
Coding region: 1-576 (191 amino acids)
Source: RefSeq, a predicted model, not a curated record